Molecule: messenger RNA, 522 nt
Organism: Entrophospora candida
Lineage: Eukaryota; Fungi; Glomeromycota; Glomeromycetes; Entrophosporales; Entrophosporaceae
Source: the annotation of a GenBank genome assembly
AUCAACUAUGUGAUGGUAAAUUAGUUUUUAGGGUGCAAGGACAGAAUGGAGAAUUUAAAGAUAAGUGGAUGGUAGUGAAGUUCACACAAAAAUAUUGCAAAGAGGCCCACAAAUUCUGUGAAAAAAAAGAAAUUGCACCUGAACUUUUUGCACUUAAUGAUCUUUCUGGAAGUUGGAAAAUGGUUGUCAUGGAGUACCUUUCUGAUGAUGAGUACAUUAAUCUUUACAGUCUUCUAAAAGAAAAAAGGGAUAAUCAGGAAGAUUUACAACAAAAAACAAUAAAUGUUGCAAAACUCUUACAUUCUGGGGAUUAUGUGCAUGGUGAUCUUCAAGCAUCCAACAUCAUGGUUUCAACUGAUAUGAAGCAUAUAAAGAUUAUUGACUUUGAUUGGAGUGGAAAGGUAGAUCAUGCUGUUUAUCCACAUUUUGUUAAUAAAUGCUUACCUUGGCAUCCAGACGUUGACUGUGAAAAACCAAUUGCUAAAGAACAUGAUUUACAUCUUUUAAAGAAGUCUAUAGAAA